Tupaia belangeri chinensis (Chinese tree shrew) is the source of this 1580-nucleotide messenger RNA. It is a transcript of the gene PSMD13, whose product is annotated as proteasome 26S subunit, non-ATPase 13. Gene Ontology annotation, molecular function: structural molecule activity. Lineage: Eukaryota; Metazoa; Chordata; Mammalia; Scandentia; Tupaiidae. The record is from RefSeq and is a predicted model, not a curated record. Gene Ontology annotation, cellular component: nucleus; proteasome regulatory particle, lid subcomplex; cytosol. The transcript has 13 exons. Bases 79 to 1209 code for a protein of 376 amino acids. Gene Ontology annotation, biological process: ubiquitin-dependent protein catabolic process.
AAGUGAGUGAGCACUUCCGGCCAUCCCUGCGGAGCUGACAUCUCAGUUGUGCCUCUGUCCUGGGCUCGUCCUGCAGUCAUGAAGGACGUACCGGGCUUCCUACAGCAGAGCCAGAGCUCCGGGCCGGGGCAGGCCGCCGUGUGGCACCGUCUAGAGGAGCUCUACACGAAAAAGUUGUGGCAUCAAUUGACACUUCAGGUGCUUGAUUUUGUGCAGGACCCAUGCUUUGCCCAAGGAGAUGGUCUCAUUAAGCUUUAUGAAAACUUCAUCAGUGAAUUUGAGCACAGGGUGAACCCUUUGUCCCUGGUAGAAAUCAUUCUCCAUGUCGUGAGGCAGAUGACUGAUCCUAAUGUAGCUCUGACUUUUCUGGAAAAGACGCGUGAGAAGGUGAAAAGUAGUGAUGAGGCAGUGAUCCUGUGCAAAACAGCGAUCGGAGCUCUGAAGUUAAACAUCGGAGACCUGCAGGUUACAAAGGAAACCAUCGAAGAUGUUGAGGAAAUGCUGAACAACCUCCCUGGUGUGACAUCAGUUCAUAGUCGUUUCUACGAUCUCUCCAGUAAAUACUAUCAAACAAUUGGAAACCAUGCAUCUUAUUACAAAGAUGCUCUGCGCUUUCUGGGCUGUGUCGACAUCAAGGACCUACCAGUGUCUGAGCAGCAGGAGAGAGCCUUCACACUGGGACUGGCAGGGCUUCUUGGCGAGGGAGUUUUUAACUUUGGAGAACUCCUCAUGCACCCUGUGCUGGAAUCGCUGAGGAACACUGACCGCCAGUGGCUCAUUGACACCCUGUAUGCCUUCAACAGUGGGAACGUGGAGAGAUUCCAGGCUCUGAAGACUGCCUGGGGCCAGCAGCCUGACUUAGCAGCCAAUGAAGCCCAGCUUCUGAGGAAGAUCCAGCUGCUGUGCCUCAUGGAGAUGACUUUCACACGACCUGCCAAUCACAGACAACUCACUUUUGAAGAAAUCGCCAAGAGUGCUAAGAUCACAGUGAACGAGGUGGAGCUGCUGGUGAUGAAGGCCCUGUCGGCGGGGCUGGUGAAAGGCAGCAUCGACGAGGUGGACAAGCGCGUCCACAUGACCUGGGCGCAGCCCCGCGUGCUGGAUCUGCAGCAGAUCAGGGGCAUGAAGGACCGCCUGGAGCUCUGGUGCACUGACGUGAAGAGCAUGGAGAUGCUGGUGGAGCACCAGGCCCACGACAUCCUCACCUAGGUCCCCGGGCCCUGCCGCCCCUGCCUGGCCUGGGGAGCGCUCUGUGGCUGAUGAAACCGUCAGCUGAGAAGAUCUGUGUGGACUUGGGGUAGGGGGUGGCGUCCUGUCUGGAGUAGGGGCUGUUCCUGCUGGAAAACAGAGAACUCACUGACAGGGACCGUCCCGCAAGGACGCCCCUUUGUGUCUCUGGUGGCCUGCAGUGUGUGUGUGGGGGCGGGGAGAGACCCAGGUCUCAGAUGAGGGAGAGCCGGAGUGUGAGCGAGGGUGUGGCCCUCAAACUGGUGGGCUUACCCCGCUCCACCUCCACCCGCAUGGUCGUCUUUCCAGUAUGGCUCAAGAAUGUUCCUAUAAUAAAUGCCUUUGCUUUGUUC